AUGGAGCCGGGCAAUUAUGCCGCCGCGGAUGGGGCCAAGGACCUGGAGGGCUUGCUGGGAGCGGGAGGGAGCCGGAAUCUACUCGCCCACUCCCCGCUGGCCAGCCACCCGGCGGCGCCCACGCUGAUGCCAGCUGUCAACUAUGCCCCCUUGGAUCUGCCAGGCUCUUCGGAACCUCCAAAGCAGUGCCACCCGUGUCCCGGGGCGCCCCAGGGGGCGUCCCCAGCUCCGGUGCCCUACGGCUACUUCGGAGGCGGGUACUACUCCUGCCGCCUGGCGCGCGGCUCGCUGAAACCCUGCGCCCAGGCAGCCGCGCUGGCCGCCUACCCCGCCGAGCCUCCCGCGGCCGCCGAGGACUACCCCGGCCGCCACGCCGAGUUCGCCUUCUACCCGGGGUACCCGGCACCCUACCAGCCGAUGGCCAGUUACCUAGAUGUGUCCGUGGUGCAGACGCUGGGCGCCCCCGGGGAGCCGCGCCACGACGCCCUGCUGCCCGUGGACAGCUACCAGCCCUGGGCCCUCCCCGGGGGCUGGAACAGCCAGAUGUGCUGCCCGGGAGACCAGAACCCGCCGGGGUCCUUCUGGAAGACGGCCUUUGCAGACUCAAGCGCUCAGCACCCUCCAGAAGGCUGCACCUUCCACCGAGGCCGCAAGAAGCGCAUUCCCUACAGCAAGGGGCAGUUGCGUGAGCUGGAGCGAGAGUAUUCAGCUAACAAGUUCAUCACCAAGGACAAGAGGCGCAAGAUCUCGGUGGCCACCAGCCUCUCAGAGCGCCAGAUCACCAUAUGGUUUCAGAAUCGCAGGGUCAAGGAGAAGAAGGUCCUUGCCAAGGUCAAGACCAACACAACUCUGUGA
This is a messenger RNA of Eptesicus fuscus (big brown bat), 855 nucleotides long. RefSeq names its product homeobox B13 (gene HOXB13). Gene Ontology annotation, biological process: regulation of transcription by RNA polymerase II. The record is from RefSeq and is a predicted model, not a curated record. Gene Ontology annotation, molecular function: RNA polymerase II cis-regulatory region sequence-specific DNA binding; DNA-binding transcription factor activity, RNA polymerase II-specific. Lineage: Eukaryota; Metazoa; Chordata; Mammalia; Chiroptera; Vespertilionidae. The transcript has 2 exons. The coding region runs from base 1 to 855 and encodes 284 amino acids.